Messenger RNA from Suillus subalutaceus, 1695 nucleotides. RefSeq lists its product as uncharacterized. The transcript is spliced from 8 exons. NCBI's taxonomy places the organism in Eukaryota, Fungi, Basidiomycota, Agaricomycetes, Boletales, Suillaceae. The coding region runs from base 1 to 1695 and encodes 564 amino acids. The record is from RefSeq and is a predicted model, not a curated record.
AUGAUCCUACUGAAGAAGUGGUUGGAGAGGAUGGUGGCUCUAAGCAAGAAACAUACUUGCAUUCAGCUUCAGGAACCAACGAAGUCGCAGUGUCUUGCGAGCUUUAUAGACUGCACUGGCAAUGCAGGCAUGCGCCAAGCUGUGUGUGUUGUCUGCACGUCAGAAGUCUUUCUCGUCAAUACCGAGGAAGUCAUUUUGGCAGACCUUCCCAAGUCCCAUCUCUUAAUCCCUUCAAUACGACAUCCAGCACAGCGUCUCGUUGAUGCUAAUGGUCUUUGGGUCGGUGAAACCCCACCGGAAUGUGCCAUUUUGACGUUUCCGGAAAGAUUGUUGAUUGGCUUGUACUUCCCAGUGUCGUUCAUAGUCAAAUUGUACCCUCAGAUGAAAGGCUCGCGGAACUGGGAUACAUCAUCUUUGAACAGUGGUAUUCGUGGUAACGUCUCGACUUAUCGCUUGAAUACAGAUGAUGUUGCUGCGAUGGUGGAAGGCCGUCUACUUCCUCAAGUACCAGACAUUCUACCUGCCACUAUUGGCAUUACUAUCAUCGGACCACAGAACCUUCCUGCUCGUAUCUCCCUUAGAGAGAAUCCUUUGUAUUGUGAUAUAAUGAUUUCUGAUGCUCAUCUCGCCCCUUUACCUAUGGAUCCUGUUGUUCCUCGUGAACUUCUGGCUGUUGUCAAACACUCUAGCGACACCCACUUACUCGACCGAGAACGGGACGAAUAUGUGGUAGAAGAUGAUGACGAGGAUGACAAUAGCGAGGCUCCUGGAGCUGCCUUUCAAACUCAUGCAGUGAUGCAAGGAGAUACCGAGGUUGAAGAGCAAGUUCCUGAUCCUUGCAUCGUUCCUCUCCAAGCCAAUGGUGUUAUUGACGUUGAAGCAUCCCAUUUGUCAAACCAAGACAUUCUUGUUCAUGCGCUUUCCAACGUUGGUAAUGCUGCCUGUGAAUCAUAUGCUGUCCGUCACGGGGGAUUUGUCAAUGAGUAUGAAAGGCGCAACGACGAGGGUAAUCGUUCUCCGGGCGACACAGAGAAUCCUAAUCAUCUCUUGGGCACUUUUCCUCACCUUUUCCCUUAUGGUAUGGGUGGAUUUGAAACCGCUUGUCCUUGUACAGUGUCUUACGAAGCUCACGCGAAGUGGACUAUGCAGUAUGCUGACAGAUGGUUUCGCCAAGACCUACAUUUCAUGUUUCAAGUUUUUGGUGUCAUUCAAAAAUGUCAAGCAUUCACACAAUUAACUCCCAGAGAUUUCUUGGCAGCAAGUCAGGAAGAGUCGAGGAAGCAACUGCUUUCUGAUCCUACCGUCCAGUUGUUGAAACAUCAUCUCAGUGCUGUCUGUACUAAAGUAGUGGGUACGGAUGAGUCUCAAACGAAGGUUCGAUCUUACAUUUGGGGUAUGAUGGUUAUGAAAAAUCCUCCCUUGUUAUGGAUCACUAUCAAUCCUACCGAUACACACGAUCCAAUCGCUCAAGUCUUUGCCGGCGAGGACAUUGAUCUCGAUCAGUUUGACGCCAACACUGGUCCUGAUUCCACUUGGCGUGCAUUCAUCGUUGCUAAUGAUCCUUACACUGCUGCCAAAUUCUUCCGAUUUAUGGUCUAUGCAAUCUUGGAAGAACUGUUCGUGGAGAGUUAUAUUGGCACUGUUGAAGCUCAAGGUCGCGGAACAUUGCACUUACACAUGAUCGUUUGGCUUUGA